Molecule: messenger RNA, 2515 nt
Organism: Nelumbo nucifera (sacred lotus)
Lineage: Eukaryota; Viridiplantae; Streptophyta; Magnoliopsida; Proteales; Nelumbonaceae
Product: putative NOT transcription complex subunit VIP2
Biological process (GO): regulation of DNA-templated transcription
Cellular component (GO): CCR4-NOT core complex
Source: RefSeq, a predicted model, not a curated record
AUGCGAGAAUACAUUUUUGACCCUGAAGUGCGGCCAUCGGUGGACCGUCAAGGUUGAACUUGUCCGUGAAAACUGAAAACCCUCCCUCGAUAAAGCUCUCUAAUUUCUUUGUGGCGCUCCUUUUCUCCGUCUUCUCACGUUUUGGGGCAGAAACCGAGCCAACCUUUUCUUUCACUCUGAAACUAAGAUCCCUCAGUUGCCUGCUGCAACUUAGAGAAAAAGAUUUUCCCAGCUGAAAACCUUUAGUGGCAACAACAAGGGCGAAGAAGGGCUUGUGCUUGGCGAGGGAUGAUUUACUGCAAUUCCUUUUGAUUUUUCUGCAAUGUCUGGGUUAAUUAAUCAAUCUCUCAACGGGUCCACUUCAAAUAUUCCUGACUCUACAGGCCGAUCUUUUGCAACAUCUUUUUCUGCUCAGUCUGCUGCAGCAUCUCCUGUUUAUCAUCACACUGGUACCAUACAAGGGCUGCAUAGCAUUCAUGGGAGUUUCAAUGUUCCCAACAUGCCAGGAUCACUUACAUCAAGGAAUUCAACAAUGAAUGGUGUUCCUGCAAGUGGUGUCCAGCAACCCACAGGAAGCCUUUCUAGUGGAAGAUUUGCAUCAAACAAUCUUCCUGUUGCUCUUUCUCAGAUAUCUCAUGGGCAUUCAGGAGUCACAAAUAGAGGAGGUAUAAGUGUUGUUGGAAGCCCUGUAUUUAGUAGUAGCAUGAAUGGCGUUGGUGCUUCUAUUCCUGGGAUUCCCCCAACAUCUUCUGCAAUUGGUAACCGGAGUGCUGUUCCAGGGUUGGGAGUAUCUCCAAUUUUGGGAAAUGCGGGUCCUCGGAUUACAAGCUCAAUGGGAAACAUUGUUGGUGGGGGCAACAUCGGAAGGAGCAUAAGUUCUGGUGGGGGUUUGUCUGUGCCUGGUCUUGCUUCACGCCUAAACUUAACUGCUAAUAGUGGGUCUGGAAGUCUGGGUGUGCAAGGGCCCAACAGAUUAAUGAGUGGCGUACUUCAACCAGCAUCACCGCAGGUGAUUUCUAUGCUAGGUAAUUCUUAUCCUGGUGCUGGAGGUCCAUUGUCUCAAAGCCAAGUUCAAGGAGGGAAUAGUUUAAGUUCAAUGGGAAUGUUAAAUGAUGUAAACUCUAAUGAAAAUUCUCCUUUUGAUAUAAAUGAUUUCCCUCAGUUGACUGGACGGCCAAAUUCUGCUGGAGGGCCACAAGGGCAAUUGGGUUCACUCCGAAAGCAAAACAUUGGUGUUAGUCCUAUCGUCCAACAAAGCCAAGAAUUUAGCAUCCAAAAUGAAGAUUUUCCGGCUUUACCUGGAUUUAAAGGUGGUAGUGCAGACUAUACCAUGGAUUUGCACCAAAAAGAACAACUUCAUGACAAUGCUAUGUCUGUGAUGCAAUCGCAGCACUUUUCAAUGGGGAGGUCUGCUGGAUUCACUCUAGGGGGAACAUAUUCAUCUCAUCGUCCACAACAACAGCAACAUGCAACAUCAGUUAGUAACAAUGGGGUCUCUUUUGCCCCGGGAAACAAUCAGGAUCUGCUCCAUUUACAUGGGUCUGAUUUGUUCCCAUCUUCUCAUGCAACUUAUCACUCACAGGUACAGACCGGUGGACCACCCAGCAUUGGAUUGAGACCUCUAAAUUCUCCAAAUUCAGUCUCUGGUAUAGGAUCUUAUGACCAGCUUAUUCAGCAGUACCACCAGCACCAAAACCAAUCCCAAUUUCGCUUGCAACAGAUGUCUGCUGUGGCUCAGCCAUAUAGGGAUCAGGGCAUGAAGGCCAUGCAAGCUGCCCAGGCCAUCCCUGAUCGAUUUGGCUUGCUUGGCUUGUUAAGUGUAAUAAGGAUGAGUGAUCCUGAUCUGACAUCCCUUGCUCUUGGUAUUGAUCUGACAACUCUUGGACUAAGUUUAAACUCAACAGAUAACCUGCACAAAACAUUUGGCUCCCCAUGGUCUGAUGAGCCUGUAAAGGGAGAACCAGAGUACAGUUUACCAGAAUGUUACUUUGUCAAAGACCUUCCUGUGCUACAUCAAGGCUACUUUUCAAAGUUCCAGUUGGAGACAUUGUUCUAUAUCUUCUAUAGCAUGCCGAAAGACGAGGCCCAGUUGUAUGCUGCUAAUGAGCUGCAUAAUAGAGGAUGGUUCUAUCACAGAGAACAUCGUUUGUGGUUCAUAAGGGUUGCGAACAUGGAGCCACUGGUCAAGACAGGCACAUAUGAGAGGGGAUCGUACCUUUGCUUUGAUCCGAACAUGUGGGAAACAGUACGCAAGGAUAACUUUGUUCUACAUUAUGACAUGGUGGAGAAGAGACCGGCACCACCUCAACGUUAAGAAAGCAUUUUUUUAUGUAAAGUUUCAGCCCAUGGGGCUCAUAUUCCCAUGUAAAUUAACUCAGUUAUUGUUUCAUUUGGCAGUUGUAGCCAAUUGUUGCAUCUUUCCUGUUAUUCGGGCUGUAAUUUGCCUGUGUAGUUGUCUUACUUCCCAUCCUCAAUGUGCACCCUGCAUAGAUUCAAAGCCUUCAAUGUUGGUUUA